This is a messenger RNA of Cercospora beticola, 1170 nucleotides long. RefSeq lists its product as uncharacterized. Lineage: Eukaryota; Fungi; Ascomycota; Dothideomycetes; Mycosphaerellales; Mycosphaerellaceae. The record is from RefSeq and is a predicted model, not a curated record.
GCGCCCUCUGCGUUGCUAGCUCGCACUGUUCCUUCGCGAUGUCCAAAUGAGCGCGAUGAGCGCGGCCAUGACUCGAGCGGCUAUACCACAAUUCAGAUAUCACGAAUGGCCGGAAGGAAAGACUCCAGCACUGCAAUUCACGGCAAAAGCACCAUCCACGCCAGGGAUCGCACGCCAACUCAGUCCAUGGUAUGAUCUGCCUUCGCCAAACCCGAUUUCACUCUCAAUCCCUUUCGUCAAACACUGCCCUGGAACUGCCCCUCUACCAUUCGUGUGGGAUCCAGUCAAUAGGGACUACUUCUGCUAUGAGCCCGAGACGACCUGCUAUGUAUACGCAAGGCUUGGACGCAUCCACUAUGAUUCUGUAAAACGAGAACACUUCCGCCCGGACGGCGUGCAGCGAUUGACCUUCGCAAGCACCUAUCCAGAGCACCGAGUCUACCAAACCGGCGAGAUCUUGUUCUGGGAUUCACGCCGAAAAGACUGGUAUCAAUACGACAUGCAAGCUCGCCGCAUCCUCUGGCGUGAUCACAGAUGGUGGCCCUUUCCACCCAAAUUCGAGCCUCCAAGUCUGAAUAGCCCUCCACGCUCUCCCACGCGAUCCGCUCCAGCAAGCAACGUGCAACACUCGCACUCCUCACUCUACCACACACUGCCGAUCAAAAUGCGCACGGAACGAGCCAAGACCGAAGAACCACGCAUUGUCGAAGUCACUCCUUUCGAUGCCUCCACGGUAGCAAGCGACGCAACUCACCACAGCUUACCGACUGUUAUCGAAAGGCACACCCACCUCCAUCCCCAGCAUGACCACAUCCAUCUCGGGCACAAAAACAAGCACAAACACCUGGACUCCGAGACCAUCGUCGUAACCGAAGAGAAAGACAACGACAUCAUAUACGAAAUCCCGCUCCACAGUCACCAUCGCGGUCGCAAAAAGCACCGCAGACACAGAGGCGGGAUAUACGACCUGCAGGAUCUGGUCGAUAGAACAACGCGAAAGAAACGGCGGUAUUCGUUCUUCUGAACUUCUGCUUCCAGAUCAAGGAUUCCAUUGGGAUCUUAAAUUUCUUGUAACUUGUUAUUUCGCCUCUUCUGCUUCAACUCAAACACGUAGUAUACAACAGUCUACGUCUUUCCUUCGAUAUUACUUCUCCACAUUUCGAUUCCCAC